Loa loa (African eye worm) is the source of this 1431-nucleotide messenger RNA. RefSeq names its product heterogeneous nuclear ribonucleoprotein H. Gene Ontology annotation, biological process: regulation of RNA splicing. Gene Ontology annotation, molecular function: RNA binding. The coding region runs from base 158 to 1270 and encodes 370 amino acids. NCBI's taxonomy places the organism in Eukaryota, Metazoa, Nematoda, Chromadorea, Rhabditida, Onchocercidae. The record is from RefSeq and is a predicted model, not a curated record. The transcript has 8 exons. Gene Ontology annotation, cellular component: ribonucleoprotein complex; nucleoplasm.
GUUAAAUAUUAGAUGCUUUUCUGGGAUUUCCAGAUAUGUUGUCGCUCUGAUUUGGGAAGCAUUGGUAAAUUCCGUUUAUUGUAUUUUGUUUACAAACAUUUUUUGACGUUUAUGGUAGGUUUUUUUCUAGUAUUUUAUCCACUGAAAGUAAAGCAAAAUGCCGGAUACGGAUUUCAUAAUGAAAUGUCGCGGACUGCCAUGGUCUUGUACAGAGGAUGAUCUACGUGAAUUUUUUGGGGAAGCGGCAAGAUCAAUCACUCAGAUAAAGCUGACAAAAGAUCGUGAUGGGCGUGCAAGCGGUGAAGGAUAUGUUGUAUUUAGCAGUCGAGAAGAUUAUGACUUUGCUUUAACAAAAGACAAGAAAUAUAUUGGUAAACGGUAUGUGGAGCUUCAACAAGUAUCCUCGAUGGAAUCGGAUUAUGAUGAUGGCGACCGACGAUACGGAGGACCAGUGGCAGAUCCAAAUUUGCCUGGCCGUGAGACAUCUAUCGUUAGAUUAGGAGGAUUACCAUAUGGUUGCACUAAGGAAGAAAUAGUGCGUUUCUUCGAACCACUAGAAAUAGCCGAUAGAGGUAUUGUUAUGACUUACGAUCGUUACAGUGGAAAGCCAAAGGGCGAGGCUUUCGUUGCAUUCACUGAUGAAGACUCGGCCUCCAAAGCUCUUGCUAAAAAUAAGGAAUACAUUCAGCAUAGAUAUGUGGACAUAUAUCCGUCAUCUUAUGGUGAAAUGCUUCGAGCUUUGGAUGGGGGUCUUGAUCCGUACGGUAGCGGUGGUCGAGGAUGGGAGAGAGAUCGACGCCCGAGAGGACUGCCAUAUGAUCGUCCAGGUGCUGACCGUGGUUAUCGUGAUUCCAGAAUGCAUCGAAAUGAAGUAUGGGCCGACAGAUACGGUGGUGGUGGCGACGGUUAUGAUGAUGGGUACGGUGGUGGACGUGGUGGUGGAGGACCGAUGCGACGGGGUUGGAGAGAUGAACCGCCGAUGGGUGGCCAUAGGGGGUAUUCACCACCGCGGCGUCGUUAUACGACGCCGCCACCGGAAUACUGUAUACGGAUGCGCGGUCUUCCAUAUCGGGCCACGGAACGCGACAUAAUCGAUUUCUUCCAACCGCUGCGACCAGCAUCGAUUGAUGUGCUCUAUGAAUAUGGAACGGAUCGUCCUAGUGGUGAGGCAAUUGUCGAGUUCAGAAAUCGAGCAGAUUUUGAUGCUGCGAUGCAACGCAAUCGAAAUUAUAUGGGAUCGCGUUACGUAGAACUCAUCCCGGAACAUUGAAAUUCGUCAUGGAGGAAGCCAUGAAUUUUCAAAUUUCGAUUUUCAUGUAAAAUUUAUAUCAGCUAAUGAAAUUUUCAACACAAUUGUUCUUUCCCGUGUUUAUUUUUUCAAUUUCAUUCUUGUUCUCAGCGAAGUAUCUAUUAAGAAAACUUCAUACUUGU